Molecule: messenger RNA, 4155 nt
Organism: Cylindrotheca closterium
Lineage: Eukaryota; Bacillariophyta; Bacillariophyceae; Bacillariales; Bacillariaceae
Source: the annotation of a GenBank genome assembly
AUGAACACAUCCUUAAUCUUUGAGCAUGAUUCUGUGCCGGUGGGAAUUGACAGCUGCACGUCUGCAACUGUGUGUGGGGCACGACCGAUGUUCAUUGGAGAACUGGAACCGGUGCUUGGUCUUAAGCUUGAAGGCGCAACAAAUACAAGCAUUCCAAUUGUCGGACGCGGCACACUACUGCUCACAUUUGUUGACGAUGCAGGACAGACACACCAACAUAAAGUCCACAAUGCAUACUAUGCCCCUCGCCUCAAAUUGACCCUGCUCAGCCCUCGACAAUGGUCAAACCAAGGACCGAAGAAGGGACGAUCCGCAGACCCGGUUCGCACUACUGUCCUUCGUGGAGACAAGGUCGAACUUCACUUUGAAAAGGACUGUAUCAAAACUAUCGACUACGAUGCACAGCUUCAGAUCCCUCUCUUGAUGACAAAACCCGGCUACAAGUCUUUCUCUACACAUCUUUGCUCUCAACACCUUACAGCUAGAGAGGCACGGAUCCGCCCCACUGCACUGACUAUUGGAAAUGUGGAACUACCUGCGGGAUCAGUCCUAAGACACCAAGAAGAUCGGGAACUACUAAAUCAAGAAAUGGACAAUAAGAACUACGAGAAGGACCCUUUUGACCUUCGUGGUGAGACAGCACCUAUUCUUGCCGACACAAUUGCGGGAGCAUUUGAAGAACCGGCACUGGAAGAUUUCAAUUUUGAAUCUAUUCUGUCAGAAGACUGGGAUUCAACAGCCCCUGAAGCCCGACUCCCAUCACUGAAUGAGACGGACAAGCGUACUUUGAUGCUACGAUGGCACUAUCGUCUUGGCCACAUGCCGUUCAGCCAUCUCAAAGCAAGUGCAGCCGCUGGACUACUCGACCCUCGUCUCGCCACUGUUCAAGAACAUCCAUUUUGCCCUGGCUGUCAGUUUGGGAAAGCAACACGUCGGCCAUGGCGUCACCGCUCUAAAAAGAAAGAUGGGAGCCGAAAGAAACUUCGUCAAGCAGCUCAUCCUGGUGAUGUUGUCUCUGUGGACACUGCGGAAUCCCGAAAUGUACCUGGCCUCGUUGCCCAGUUGCGUGGACGUCCAACCCUUAUGCGGUACCACUAUGCCACCACAUUUGUGGAUCACUUCUCUGAUCUUGACUAUGUGCAUCUCCACCAACGUAAUGAUGGUGACAGCAUUCUUGAAGCAAAACUUGCAUUUGAACGCUAUGCUGUGAUAAUGGCGUCCGAGAAACGCAUUCGUGACAUUCGUGAUAGCGCUCGGUCCAUGCUUCUACUUGCGCAACACAAUUGGCCUGCGGCAAUCACCGCCAACCUAUGGGGCUUUGCAAUGAUUUACGCCUCUCAAAUUCGAAAUUCCACUCUUCGAGAGGGAGAGAAACGGACAGCACUGCAGAAAUUUGCGAACACCGAUGAUAGACCAGAUGUCAAACAAUUUCACACAUUUGGCUGCCCGGUGUACAACUUGGAUCCAAAGCUUCAGAGUGGAAAUUCACUGGAGAAUAAAUGGUGUGAUCGAGCGCGUAUUGGAAUUUAUCUUGGACUAUCACGAGAACAUGCACACUCAGUAUCACUAGUGUUGAACCCCGACACAGGACUGACUUCACCACAGUUUCAUGUGAAGCACGAUGAACGAUUCGAAACGACAAAGAUUCCAGCAAUGAGGAAUGUUGGAAAAUGGCAAGGAAUCACGAGAAUACACGAAACUGUACUGAAGCCAAAGAGAGCACGAUCAAACAAGAGAACCAAACUGUCCCAUACUCCCGUGUCUGAGCCCAUUGACACAACUCAAACUCCCACACCUGAGUCAAAUGGUGAGAACGGUGCACCCGUGCAAGAGAGCAUGGGAGCCCAUUCGAUCGACCGGAACGGCCAAGAUAGGCUAGGUCAACCCGAGCGGAACGGCCAAGAUAGGCUAGCUCACGACCGGAACGGCCGAGAUAGGCUAGGUCAACCCGAGCGGAACGGCCGAGAUAGGCUAGCUCACGACCGGAACGGCCAAGAUAGGCUAGGUCAACCCGAGCGGAACGGCCGAGAUAGGCUAGCUCACGACCGGAACGGCCAAGAUAGGCUAGGUCAACCCGAGCGGAACGGCCAAGAUAGGCUAGCUCACGACCGGAACGGGGAAGACCCCAUGCAUACUCAGCAAGAGAAUGAGCAAUUGAUUCAGAGGGAGACUCCAGCGUCUUCACAAAGGGAGACCCAAUCCGAUCCUCAGAGGGAGACACAAUUGUUUUCUCAGAGGGAGGAUGGAUCCGCCUCUCAGAGGGAGACAGAAAGAGUGAGUUUCCAACAUCCGGCGCUGCAGGGAACAGUAAACUCCCAAACACAAGCAAUUCAAGCCCUGAAAGCACACAAAUCCUCCUCACAGAAACGAAAACGAGGACGAGAGGAGAUGGAAGAAACUGAAACUGCGACGUCCCUUGAGGAACAUCGCCGCGAAAUGCAAUUGACGAUCCGAUGUUAUAAAACUGAGAUCGCCAGAGAGGUUCAUGCAGAAGAGCUGGUCGAGCAAUGCAUGACUUCAAAUCCGUUUGCAUUCGCAGCGACGCUUGCAGAUGAAGACACUAUGUAUCUGAAUCAGGCAAAGAAAGAACCUGACUGGGUACAGUUUCACGAAGCAAUGGUCAAAGAAAUACAAGACCACACUGAAGGGAAACACUGGGAAGUCGUUCCAAGAAGUUCCAUGCCAGAAGGCCACCGUGCCAUGCGUGGAGUAUGGUCCAUGAAGCGAAAGCGGAGAGUGGGAACCGGAGAAGUCUACAAAUGGAAGGCGAGAUUAUGCAUCGAUGGCAGUUCGCAAGAGAAAGGCGUCAACUAUUGGGAGACCUACUCCCCAGUUGUUGGUUGGGAGACAAUUCGAAGCCUACUGACACUGGCAAUACUCAAUGGAUGGACUACCAGACAAAUCGACUUCGUACUGGCAUUUCCACAAGCAGAAGUUGAAUGUCCGAUGUACAUGGAAAUUCCGAAAGAAUGUUACGUUGAUGGAUCGGAGUUGAACGAAAACAACGUUUUGCUUUUGAAGAAGAACUUAUAUGGGACCAAGCAGGCGAGCCGUGUGUGGUUCGAAUUUCUGAAGGAAGGACUGGAGGAAAUUGGUUUUGUACAGUCGAGUGAGGACAAGGCAGUCUUCUACAAAGGCGAGACGAUCUUUGUUGUAUAUGUUGAUGAUGGGAUUUUGAUGGGUCCAAACGGACGCGAAAUUGAUGACGUCAUCGGACAACUCGGACACAAGUAUAAAUUAACGGACGAAGGCGACCUAAAUGAAUAUCUCGGCAUCAAAAUGAAGAGAACCAAAGACGGUCGUGAACUAACCCAACCAGCACUGAUCCAACGCAUAUUGCAGACGGUCGGAGUGUCGCUCAAUAGAGGAGAUCGGCAAGAAGUGAAAACCCCAGCGACAAAAACGUUACACAAAGAUGAAGGGGGUGAGAAGCGCCGAAUGAAUUGGGACUACAGAUCGGUGGUUGGGAUGCUGAAUUGGUUGGCACGUUCAACGCGUCCAGAACUCAUAUUUGCAGUGUCACAAGUUGGUAGGUUCAUGGCGUUUCCUAAGAAAUCCCAUGAAGAUGCGAUAAUGAGAAUAUGCACCUACUUGAGAGACACUCGAGACAAAGGAAUGAUCAUGAAACCUGACAAGAAUAAAGGAUUUGAGGUUUAUGCCGAUGCAGAUUUCGCUGGAGGAUACAACAAGCACAAUGCAGAAGACCCAGCGACAGCAAAAUCACGAACUUGCUAUCACAUCAUGUUUAACAACUGCCUUGUAUAUUCCCACUCAAAACUUCAGACAGAGAUUGCAUUGAGUACAACUGAAGCGGAGUACAUUUGCUUGUCCCAAGCGCUACGGACAGUGAUCAGUUUGAUGCGAUUCUUCAAAGAACUAGCAAAGAAGAUCAAAUCAUUCAAGUACAAACGACCAAGGUUCAAAUGCAAGGCAUUUGAAGACAACAAUGGCGCGAUAGCGAUCGCAACAACUGAAAACUUACGGCCACGAACAAAACACAUCAACAUCAAAUACCAUCACUUCAAACGAUACGUGCGAAAAGGGUAUGUGACCAUUGAACGGAUAGACACAAUUGAUCAACUUGCCGACAUUGGUACCAAGCCUCUAUUGCCCCAUAUGUUCAUACCAUUGCGGAAAGCACUCAUUGGAUGGUAA